Molecule: messenger RNA, 1772 nt
Organism: Coccinella septempunctata (seven-spotted ladybird)
Lineage: Eukaryota; Metazoa; Arthropoda; Insecta; Coleoptera; Coccinellidae
Gene: dib
Product: cytochrome P450 302a1, mitochondrial
Exons: 8
Coding region: 189-1700 (503 amino acids)
Molecular function (GO): monooxygenase activity; heme binding; iron ion binding
Source: RefSeq, a predicted model, not a curated record
ACAACAAAUAACCUUUUCGUUGCGAUUUGUUUGAAUAAUUGAUGUUAUUUUUUAAUGAUUUAUUAUGAACUCAGAUCUAAGUUUAUGAAUUACUCAAAGCCUUUUACCAUUUACAUAUAGAAUUUUUACAUUUGUUGCUCGAUAGCGUACUCAUUUCAUUUGUUCUCAAGCUUUGAACAGUUCCGGUGAUGUGUUUCAAAAAGAAAGUGUUGAGAAUUUUAGAACCGAGUUCGAAUCAAUGUAGGGUAUUUAGUACAGAAAUCAGAAAACCCUUCAAUAGUAUUCCAGGUCCACUUUCAUUACCCGCCAUCGGAACUCUGUAUCAAUAUCUUCCUCUGAUUGGAAGAUACAAGUUCUCUAAGUUACAUAUCAAUGGAUUGAAAAAGUAUAAACAAUUUGGUAGCAUUGUAAGAGAAGAAAUAGUACCUGGUGUUAAUACAGUAUGGUUAUUCGAUCCCAAUGAUAUUGAACAUUUAUUCAGAAAUGAAGGAGUACAUCCAAAAAGAAGAAGCCACCUUGCACUUCAGAAAUAUAGAUUAGAUAAACCUCAUGUUUAUAAUACAGGAGGAUUAUUGCCAACAAAUGGUGAAAAUUGGUGGAAACUGAGACAAGUAUUUCAAAAAGGCUUAAGUGGUCCCAUAGCCGUUAAAAACUUCAUUUCUGGUAGUAACGAAAUAGUUGAUGAAUUUUUGGAUAGACUCAAUCUCAUGAGCAAAUGUUCAAAUAUAGACUACUUACCAGAGUUGUCAAGGUUAUAUCUUGAAUUGAUAUGUCUCUCUGUAUUUGAUGUCCGGAUGGAUAGUUUCUCUGAGAGUGAAUUGAGCAGAAAUUCUAGAUCUACAAAGUUACUGAAAUCAGCUCUAAUCACCAAUGAUUGUAUUUUAAAGUUGGACAAUGGACCUCAGUUAUGGAGACACUUUACAACUCCAUUGUAUUGGAAAUUGAAGAAGGCUCAGACCUGCAUGGAAGACGUUGCUAUCGAUAUGGUAGGAAUAAAGAUGCAUACCUAUCAAGAACUGAAUUAUGAUCAACCAAGGUCUUUGCUGGAUAUUUAUCUCCGAUCAAAUGAACUAGACUUCAAGGAUAUUAUUGGAAUAAGCUGUGAUUUUCUUCUAGCAGGGAUGGAUACUACCUCUUAUACUACCUCUUUUCUUCUAUAUCAUUUAGCAUUGAAUAAAGAAGCACAACAUAAAUUGUGGGAAGAAUCUCAAAGGUUGCUACCAAACAAGAACAAUCCUGUAACAAAAGAAGUGUUGGCAGAGGCCCACUAUGCUAAAGCUUGCCUUAAGGAAACACAUAGAUUGAGACCAAUUUCAGUGGGCGUAGGGAGAAUCUUAAGCAAACCAUCUGUUUUUUCAGGUUAUGAAGUACCUGAAGAGACAAUUAUUGUUACCCAGAACCAGAUUUCCUGCCGGUUGGAAAGGUAUUUUUCCCAUCCAAAUGACUUUUUACCAGAAAGGUGGUUGAAGGAUCAUCCACUUCAUAGAAAUACACAUCCAUUUUUGGUAUUACCAUUCGGACAUGGUAAAAGAUCUUGUAUUGCCAAACACUUGGCUGAACAAAAUAUGCUUAUUCUUUUGUUGAAGUUGUCCAGAAGUUAUGAAAUUGGGUGGAAUGGCUCUAAUUUGGAUACAACUUCUUCCCUGAUUAAUAAACCCAAUGGGCCAAUUUUAUUGAACUUCAAGACUCGAUCCUUAUAAUAUAAAUUGGCAGAGAUUUUUUAUUGUUUUAUAAUUAAAAUUUAAUUAUAUUUUAUUAAAAAAUUAACAAAC